UGCCCCCCCCGCCCCCUGGUCCAGGUCCUGCGCCUCGGCCUCCUCUCCUUCAGAGAGUCAGAGGCUCUGCAGCAGCAGCUGGUCCUCAGACACCAUCAGAGGGUCAGAGAGGAGAACCAGGAGAACCAGGAGAACCAGGAGAACCAUCAGAGGGUCAGAGAGCAGAGCCACGCCCUGCUGCUGGUCCAGCACCCCCCCACCUUCACCACGGGGCUGCGCUGCCUCCCCUACCCUCCCCCCCUGCUGGAGGGCCUGCGUCAGACCGGGGCUGAGGUGCAGCGCUGCAGCCGGGGGGGGCUGAUCACCUUCCACGGGCCGGGGCAGCUCGUCUGCUACCCCAUCCUGCACCUGGGCAGCUUCAAGAAG
Gymnodraco acuticeps is the source of this 366-nucleotide messenger RNA. RefSeq names its product lipoyl(octanoyl) transferase 2 (gene lipt2). Gene Ontology annotation, cellular component: mitochondrion. Lineage: Eukaryota; Metazoa; Chordata; Actinopteri; Perciformes; Bathydraconidae. Gene Ontology annotation, biological process: protein lipoylation. Gene Ontology annotation, molecular function: lipoyl(octanoyl) transferase activity. The record is from RefSeq and is a predicted model, not a curated record.